Molecule: messenger RNA, 2982 nt
Organism: Trachemys scripta elegans
Lineage: Eukaryota; Metazoa; Chordata; Testudines; Emydidae
Gene: ADGRG3
Product: adhesion G protein-coupled receptor G3
Exons: 13
Coding region: 63-1787 (574 amino acids)
Biological process (GO): cell surface receptor signaling pathway; adenylate cyclase-activating G protein-coupled receptor signaling pathway
Cellular component (GO): membrane
Molecular function (GO): G protein-coupled receptor activity
Source: RefSeq, a predicted model, not a curated record
AGAGGAAGCAGGAGGGGGCAGAGAAGGGUGUGGAUAGAAAGAGAAACUUACAAGAGAGGAGAAUGGUGAAUCUGCUGCACAGCAUGAAAUUCUCCUUCAUGGUGACAACCCUGAGCCUCCUGCCACUGCUGGACUGCAUCAGAGGAAAAGAGAGCUGCAAGGCUUUGCAGGAAGAACCCAGGGGGGACUCUAGCCGCAGCUGCUGUGACAUCGGCCUGACCAAUGGAGGUUUACCAAUACAACCGGAGUCAGUCAACAAAAUCACAAGCAUCUCCCCAUUGUGUGAUGAGCUGGAGAACGAGGCCAACGCCUUCUGCAAAUGUGUGAUGGACGAGAUCCACAGGUUCUGGCCUGCCUUCGAGGAGUACCUCAUCGGGGAAGAGGUGAAUGAGAGUGUCAUAGACUUAAACAAGACAAAGGCGCGGGUCCAGAACGUGAGCACCUCCAUCACCCACGAUCUCGUCUUCACAAUCACGCCGAAUGAGGUCCCCAAGGAGCUAGACACAAGUGUGAAGGGAAAGGUGAGCAACAUAAGACUCCCCAGGGGACUAUUUCAGUCCUUUCACAAUAAGACAGACUACGUCAAAGUGGCAGUGCUGGUGCUUGACGUUGGAGAAGUGAGCAUGUUUAAGGACCCGGACCAGACAGGCACCAUGCUAGACAACGUCACGGUCAGUGUGAACGUGGGAGGCAGGCAAAUCGCUGGACUCAGCGACUGUGUAGAACUCACCUUCUCCCACGGACAACUGCCCCGGAACUUGCCCGUUCAGUGCGUCUUCUGGGACACCAAGAAAGGCAAGCGUGGAGGAUGGAACACAUCUGGCUGCCUCACCAUACCCAGAGACAGGGAGACCAUGUGCUGCUGUGAUCACCUGACCUUCUUCACCCUCUUAAUGACUCCGUCCCUAGACAACAUCGCAGCCCAGAUGUUAUUAACUAUCGCAAACGUUGGCUGUGGGAUUUCCGUGUUCUUCUCAGCCCUCACCAUCGGCCUGUACUUUGCUCUAAGGUUCAUUUACAAAAAAUUCCAGUCCAAUGACACGGUCAAGAUCCACGUGAACCUCACGAGCAGCCUGUUCCUCCUGAACCUGGCCUAUCUGCUGAACAAAUGGAUCAUCAGCCUGGGCCAUCAGGGGCUAUGCCAGGGCAUCGGAGGCUUCACCCACUACUGCCUGCUCUGCUGUUUCACCUGGAUGGCCAUCGAGGCUUUUCAAGUCUACCUGUUGGUCAUCAAAGUCACCAACAUCUACAUGCGGCACUACAUGGUGAAGCUGUGCCUCGUCGGCUGGGGCUUCCCUGCUCUCGUGGUCACGAUCACUGGCAGCAUAAACAGCUAUGGAAAAUACACCAUUACGGAUAUGGCCAACCAGCCCGCCGUCACCCUGUGCUGGAUAAACUCCACUCACGUGGUGGUCCAUUACAUCACCAACUGCAGCUACUUCGGCCUGAUCCUCCUCUUCAACACCCUGGUCCUCGUGGUUGUAGCCUGGAAGCUGUUCAGCCUGCAGCGCACCACAGCGGGGAAGGAGGAGAAAAUAGAGACCUGGAAGAGGGGCUUCACAGUGCUCGGCCUCUCCUGCCUGCUGGGAGCCACAUGGGGGCUGGCCUUCUUCACCUACGGCACCAUGUCCGUGCCUGCAGCCUACCUCUUCACAGUACUGAACUCUCUCCAAGGUUUCUUCAUAUUCAUCUGGUUCAUGGUUCUCUACUAUCCAAAGAAAGAUACAGCCACAUCCUCCUCCGGCAGCGGCAAGAAUGUGAAAGUCACCACCGCUUCCCGCAGCUAGGGGUAGCGCCAGCUUCUCUUCCAGGCGGGGGGGCUGGUUCAGAGGAAUUUGCCCAGUCCACAUAGCUUCCUCAAUGAGCGGAGAGGGAUGGGUAGGGGACUAGCCAGGUGGAGAGCUCCACUCAGGCUUGCUUGGCAAGCACAAUCAUGCAGUACCUGAGCCUCUUUCUGUGCUCUUUCCCAUGGGGAGGGGGGGGGGGAAGAGGAGGAGUUUUGUCUAACAGUCAGAGCAGGGAACUGGAAGUAAGUGGCCUGAAUUCUGUGUCUUGUUCUGAACCUGAUGCACUGCGUGAGGAUCAGACUAAUACCUACUUUACAGACAGGUGAACCAUGGCACAGAGAAGUUAAGUUAUUUGCCCCCAGCUACUUCACUAUGGCUCAGUUUACCCCACUGUGAAAUUGAUCUGCCAUCAGAGAAACUCUUCGCUGUGGCCAGCCUCUGUCUGAUUAAGGGGCCUCGCUUACUUGAAGACAGAGCCUAGAGCACUGGCAUCUCCCGUACUGCAGCUAGAGCGCUUCAGCGAAUGUCCCUGCAGAUCAUCAUAGCUUUCUUGUGGUCUCAGGAAUGCCCCUUAGUCACUGAGGCCAAGAUCUGCAAGGUAUUUAAGCACCUUACUCCCCUUGAACUUUACUUCUAAGAAGCUCCCUCUUGAGAGAGAGGGGAAUGAGAUCUGAACAGAAACUUCCGGGCAUAAGCUUGAUGGAUUCAAGCUCUGUAGCAGCCCCAAUUUUGCCCCUUUAGUUAAGGCAGAAGAGGACCAGGGGCUAGGAACCGAGCCAGCAAGAAAAUCUUUCAAGUUUCACCCCGUCCGGCUGAGCUCAGAGUCAUGACAGGUUCAUGGAGGGAGUUUAACCGAGUUACAGCACUAUCAGGUAAGAGGAUUCCAGCCCCCCUUUUGCAGGAAUCCCUCUUGCUACGUAUUAAUGGGGAAUCAGUUGGCUCCUGGGAACAAUUCCCAUUUAGCAGAUUCCAACAAACAUAGAGGUAGAACGCUGCACACAUCUCAGCGCUGCAGAGGCUUGAUAGGCUGAUUUGUUUCUCUCAUGCCCCUGGAGUUGAGGAAGCAACUCUUCCAUUGAUCAGUGGGAACUACAUUAGGCACUAGCCCAUUCCAGCAAAGCCCCUGUCCACAUUUCUAAUCCAGGGCACGGCACAUAUACAGCUGAGGACUUUUGAAUAAACAAGUGAAUUACUA